GCUUUAGCUCAUAUGUGGGUCAUCACAAAGGCUGGAUUGAUCCUGAAUCGAGCUGUUCCGCAGCUCUGCCUUGCUGCCAGUGAUCAGGAAGUCAGACUGCAGAUUGAGGGAGAACCGCAUUGGGAAGCUUAUAAACUAAUUUUGCAGAAAAGAAAGACAGAUAAUAUUCCAAAUCAAUUGUGGCGCUUUACCAAAGCUGGGCACAUUUACUGCAAGGCGUAUCCUGGAUUUCCCCUGACGUACCUGAAGGAGCUGGAUUUAAAGGAGGAGGUGACCCAGAAAGAUUGCCAGGAAAGGGCCUUCAGUAAUAGCCGUACAAUUAAGAAAUUCAAGGAAAAGGCUGUCCAAAGCAGUGCGAGGAAAGGUGAUCACAAACAAGAAUGGAGUGACUCGAAAACCCAACCGAUGCCCAAAGGGGACCCUGAGGGCAGUGCCAGGCUGACGGUGGCCCUGGCAAGAAAACUGAAGGAGAAACAUCCUCAGGCAGCGGCUCAAAGAUGGGCCAUAAAACACGAAGGAAUCACAAAACCUGGACAAUGGAAACACUCAGUAGUGGAGAAUCCGCUUUGGAACAAGUUAACUUACAUGUGGCCUAUGUUACCAGAUGGCAAUUUGAAUGAGAACUUUGAGUGGCCGAUUGAAGGCUCCCUCCUCCCCAAUGUGCCCUCCCUGAAAAUGCCAGCCAUGAAGUGGCGGGAAAUCGAGAACAAGCCUGUGAGGGUUCUGAGGAACGGACACCAGGACAAGUCCAAGGCAGUAACUGUUACAGGACCGGAUAUCAUAAACAUUCUCAAGAAAACGAGGAUCCCAAGUGCUGGAAAACCACACCACAAACCCUCAGGGAGAGAGAAGAGGAAGGAAAUGAGAGAGGACGGUGUAAUUAAAGCCCACACCCUCGAGUUUAAGCAGUGUUUAGAGAGGUGUACCUGGGCGCUGGGACUGCCUUUCGCUGCUCGCAGACUGUUUGAUGAGAAGGGAAAGGAAAUCACUGUUCUGAAAGAUCUACAAAGAGACCAGCUGGCAAGUUUAGGUCUCCCAAGUCACAUUGUGUUUAUGUGGAUAGAGAGCAAUACGCUAUGUUACCCGUUGACUAGGUUAAUUACAGGCAACAGUGCCUCAAGAUUUUUAAAUGCCGAUGUCUACGUGUCCUGCGGAGAGAGAUGGACGGAUCCUAAGCUGACCUUAGCUGAGCAGAAGAAACGACUUCACCUGAACAGCUUAGCUUCUGACAUCGCCCUGAUCCGCAGUUACUGCGCCAUGCGUCAUCCCGAAGGGUUGGUGCUGGAGGUUGUGGGUGGACUUGUAGCAGGAGCCAAGCUUACUUUGGCAGAAUGCGCAGUGGCUAUUGAUCAAGGGGAAAGCCCUCCUGAAACAGAUAAACCAGAUCAACCUCACCAAGCGACCGGGGACAAGAAAUGUAAUGACGGGGAUGGAAACAUCUUCCACACCUUUCUUGACUCACAUGCUCGAGCUCACCUGGCUCUUGAAGUUCAACCGAAAAAUCACAGUUAUCCCUGGGAGAGAAAUUCCAAGCAAAUAGACGAAGACGAUAUUGUGCAGGAGGAAGGUGGCGCUUAUUUUACUAACGCUGAGCUCUACAAUAAAUACAGGCCCCAGCCCAAGGCCAUCAAACACCAACAAAUCCAUCGGCAACAAUUUGAGUUCAGAGACGGCUACAUGGUAAACUGCAGCUGCCCUUGGCUUGUGGUGGGAGUCCCCGAUCUGGAGAUGCAGCCCAACACGGAGGUGGUGCUGGUGGAAAGGAAAGCUGAUGAGGUCCAUCAUCGCUGGAUACUGAGAGAGGAAGACAGGACCUUCCAUUUGAUGGGCAGCCCUGAGCUGGUGCUUGCAGUUUCAAUGCCCCAAGUCAGAGCAGGUGAUACUGAGAGCCCAAUGGGAGGUCAACGUUGCUCAAUAAUUCUUCAGAAGUAUAAAGGAUACAGCUAUGGUGUCGCGAAUCAGAAGUGGUGCUGGAUUCCUGAGAUGAAUGUGCUGAAUGCUUUCUAUACCACCACGCUGGACCAAGAGAUCACAGCCGCCAAUCAGGCCUCUCUCUGCACCUUCUCCGUCUCCAGCACCGAGGAAAUGGAACAGCCCGGUUACUAUUUCACAGAGUCUGGGAAGAAGCAGUGGAUCACAGUCUGCUUGGCUUGUGCCAAGGUCCUGAGGGGAAAGAUUGCGAUGACAAAAUUGCCUGCAGGGAUCUCAUUCAUUUGUGCCACUGGCUGUAAAGCGAGUCCGCUGGAAGAAACAGGACCUUUUAAGUGCCUGAGUGUAGCAAAACUGGACCUCUCCACCUCCGAAGCAGGAAACAGUCUGAGCUGCUGGGAGGAGAAGCUGAUUUCUCUGAGGAAGGAGACCUCAGUGCAGACCCUGACACAGGAGAUCUCAGCUGCCAGGGCUCAGCGGGCACUCAAACUCCUGGCUUACCGAAAUGGGGCAGAAUACAAAUACAAAGAUGGACAAUUGAUCAUUGGGACGACCUUUUCAUCGUUGCUGUCUACGUGCACCCGAAGGCUGGAGCUCACCCGGCCAGCGAGCAGACUGUACACGCUGGAGGGAACCCAAAUCCUCACCAUAAGUGAACUCAUAGCGUGGGCUGUAAACGAUUUGCUACGAGAGAGCGGGCGGGAAGCGAAGCGAGGUGAAAAUGCCGGUGUGUCGCUGAAUGGGCAGAUCGAAGAAGAAUCCGCCAGGUUGCAGAGGCCUGACAGCAGCCAGUUCGACAAGAUCUCUGCCGUGAUGCCGGAGGACUUGGAGAGCCUGGACCCAACACUCAUAACCAUUGUUCUCAGGAAUCCCAUCGAGGUCUGGGUGUCCUGCGGAGAGGCUCAUGUGCCAUUGAGUGAACUGAACAGAAGGCAAAGGCUGCAGAGAAAAUGCUGGUUGCAGAAAGAAAAGGUUCUUUGUGACCUCAAUAAAAUGAAACAUAUAAUGCGUCACCUGCAAGGGAGGCGAGUGGGAACUAUGGAACCAGCGACUAUGGUGCCAACAAAAAGUCCAAUUCAGCCCGUGGUGGUGGAAGGUGGAUGGUCUGAGCCAACGCCAGCAGAGGUCAAGCUAAUGGAAGAGGUACAGAACAUGGAGAUGCACCUGUCCGAGGUCCAAGCGAUGCAGGUGAAAAGACAGCCCCACGUUCUCAACAGGAUGGUCUUCAGUCAAAGGCCGCUCUACAGCCAGCCAAACGUCAAAAGGGUUCUGGCUUAUCUGAAUGGUGGCAGUGCAGACCAAGGAGUCUAUGCCUGGGGCAAAAGCAUUCCAGAGCUGCUGGUGAACUGCACAGAGCGAUUGCACGUGAGGCGAGCAGCUCAGCUCCUCUUUACCCCUGAUGGAGAGCAGAUCAACACGUGGGAAAAGAUAGAGAGAGACAUGUUAGUGUGCGUCUCAGCAGGGGAGCCUUUCCUGACCAGCGCAGCGAGCCGGCAGAGGAUAGAAGUCCGGGCCAAUUAUUCUCGAGUUCGGAAGGAGGGGGGCCCAGAUGCCACUAACAUCAUCAUUUUACCCAGAAAACACCCCGAAGCACAGGCUGAAGGUCCUAGUCCUUUGCUGGCUCUAUUGCCAGCUGAAGCUGCGAGAGAAUGAACUGGAUGCUGCCUGACCUGCUGAGCGUUCCCAGCGACUUCUGUUCUUAUUUAUGAAUCCUUAGUGUUUGUUAAAUCAAAUCACAGGGUUAGGCUUGUAAGAAUUAACUAUUGAAUCAUCUUUCACAACAUGUAAGUGCAGUUCAUUUGUUUUUUAAAAAAGUUAAUAAUCCAUUUUCUAACUAAAAAUAGCCCCCAAAAAGCCCUCUACACAAUUCCCUGAAGUUGCCCAGAACAGCUUGCAGCCCUGUAUAGAAUUACAUCCACGUAAUUGUUAAACCUAGUUGGCCUGCAGACUCAAUUUCUACCUCUUCGUGUAGCACAGUUAUACCGGAGGUAACAGAACAAAGAUUGGGGGGAGUUUUUAACUGGCUUGAUGCCGGCAGGAACAGCGUACAUCUGGUCUGGUUCUCUGGGAACAAGGCAAUGCCACAGCCAGGAAAGAGUUAACUAGCUGUCGGGUUUUAGGUAGUGAACUCUCAGCCCUGGAGUUAUCAGUCUGGAAACUUCAAAGCUUAAAUAAAUAUAUAUGUAUAUCUAUAUGCAAGCCUUGUUUAUAUUUCAAUUUAUGUUUUAAAAAAAUGAGUCUGUCCACUGGAUGGAUGCAGUGGAAGCCUGUUUGAUACUUUAAUUAAAUUAAACUUUCAUACUGGCAAAAGAAAUUAAAUGCGCUGAUUUUAAACAAAGCAAUCUGUCCUGAGAUGCAAACAGAAAGAACCUUUUUUUUGUGAUUUUGUGUAUUUUCUUUUUAAAAAUCAGACGGGGCUAAUCGAGCCAGGUGACGGCUUGUGCUGGCCGACAGAGCAGUGAUCAGCUUCGAAAAGCCGUUUCACAUUAUAUCGCCGAUCUGUCUCUAUAUGUAACCCUGGAUGUUCAGCGUUCCACACAGCUUCCAAAAAUGCACACAGUUUUCUUUACAUAGCAUGAUUUUCCAUGUUGAAGUUGCAAUGGAAGAAAACUGUCUUAAAGAUCCUUGCAUUUGAUACAGCGCCUUGUCACAUCUUCGAGACGUCU
Callorhinchus milii (elephant shark) is the source of this 4595-nucleotide messenger RNA. Its product is annotated as doublecortin domain-containing protein 1. Bases 13 to 3582 code for a protein of 1189 amino acids. Gene Ontology annotation, molecular function: microtubule binding. Gene Ontology annotation, biological process: intracellular signal transduction; regulation of mitotic cytokinesis. The transcript has 26 exons. The record is from RefSeq and is a predicted model, not a curated record. Lineage: Eukaryota; Metazoa; Chordata; Chondrichthyes; Chimaeriformes; Callorhinchidae.